AUGGCGACGAACGAACUGGCGGCGAUACUCGCGCGACGCCGCGCCAAAGCCGGCGGGGAGAGCGCGUCGGCGGCCCCUGCGGUCGAAGAGAGCACUCCUCCAGCUGGGAAGACGGCGUCAUCGGCUGCUAAGAGCUCUAUUGCUGAGCGGAUCGCGCGUCUCAAGCAGCAAAGUGCAGCCGCUAGCGCCGCAGCAGAAGCGGCUCCUGCGCCAGCUUGUAGCCAAUCAGAGACGUCUUUGGAGCCAGCAGCAGUGGAGACGGGACAAGAAGACGGUAGUGGCUGUACGGCAGCAGCAUCGGAGGGUGUGGAUACGUCGGCUGUUGCUGCUGCUCAAGAGGCGGCUGGACUUCGUCGAGCGUCGAGCAAGAUCCAGCAGCUCCAGGGCAGUCUUGGGAUCAAUGUGAACCCAUUUGGACGUCCAUCGGGACCGGUGAAAAGUGGGGGCAGCCGACAGCCUGUCGGGUACCAACGAGAGUCGAUCAUGAGCACUGGAGAGGAGCAAUAUGGACACACGAAACACGCGAUGGGUGUUGCUAUGCCCGGUAUGAUGGGGUCGGCGAUUCCAAUGCCUGGGUUGACAAAGCGGGAAUUCCGUCUCCCUGGAGCGGCUGUAGAAGGGGAGCAAAGCGCUGAGGCUUCGACUGCAGCACUGGACAACUCACAUACGACAAUGAACCGUGUGGCAGGACCCAAGCGUCGAGGUCCGAUGCGACCACCGCCAGGAGCUUUCCGGAUCCCGGCGAUGACGGUGCCUCGAGCCAACGAUGUUGAGCCUGAUGCAGUACCUGCAGCUAAGCCUGCCGUUGUUGUGGCAUCGGCACUUGCUCAGGACGCGAAGCCAGAGGCUCACGAAUAUGUAGCUAUGGGAUCACUACCAUCACCUGUAUCUGCGGAAGCUGCUCGUAGUCCAGCUACAGUGUACGCACCCGUGUCGAUGCACACGCCCACGCCGUCCACUUCUGUACCAGCUCCUGUAGCCGCAGCGGAUUUGCAGAAGCUACCGGAGCCCGAGCCGUUGCCGCCGAUGAAACCCUACGAGAUUCAAGACGAUCCAUUUGCGCCAACAUACGAGGCCCCUGCGGAGCUACCCGAUGCACCGGCUGGGUUCCCUAGCGCGUUGAUGGCGAAUUUCUCCAUGGAUGAGCUUGUAGUCACUGACCAGCCAAAGCCAAAACCAUCAGCACCGUCGAGUUUGCAUUCGACACCUGCUUCGUCGUCAUUUGGAGCGACUAGUGGGCCCGCACCGACCUCGAGGGUCGCGCAGAAGCCUUUUGCACCAGUGCCCGCCGAAUCAGUCGAGACCCCCCUUCCAGCACCUGCAGUUAUUACGCCUGCUUCAAACCUUGAGCGACCCGCUUCUUCGACGAUUGCUACACCUGCGCUGGUUCUCGAUCCUCCUGCUUCUCCGGUUCUCGAACCUCCUGCUUCUCCGGUUCUUGUGCCUGCGCCAGCUCCAGUGGUGUCUUCGCCGACGCCGACGUCCGUACCCGUAUAUGCAUCGACGCCAACUCUUCUGACAGCAGUUCCUGCCGCCACGCCGGAGCCCGCACUUGUAUCGACCCCUACGCCAGCUGUAGCCGCAGUUCCAGCAGGUCCGGUCCUAUUCGGUGCUGCUGCUUCGGCAGCCUCGGACGAUGACAACUCGAGCGAGAGUGACUGGAGCGACGGCGAUGAUGAUGAUGACGACAAUGGUGGCCAGUCAUUGUUCGGUGGAAAAACUGCAGCCGCCAAACCGGAGACGAUGAGUUCCUCUCCGACCCUUGUGACGCCGACACAGUCCACUCCAGAGUGUCACCACGCCCCGGCGCUCAGUGGUGGAAACCUCUUUGGCGAUCCGUCCAGCACGUCAGCGUUUGUGCCUGCUGCUGCAACGCCUGGAUUCGUGCAGGCUGCACCUCAGACUACCAUACCUCCAGCGCCUUACAGUUCGCUCUUCGGUGGAGCUGCCAGCAGCAGCAGUGAAAGUGACAGUGACAGUGACGAUGAAGGUGGCCUCUUUGGCACCUGA
This is a messenger RNA of Peronospora matthiolae, 2010 nucleotides long. The record is from the annotation of a GenBank genome assembly. Lineage: Eukaryota; Oomycota; Peronosporomycetes; Peronosporales; Peronosporaceae.